Cladophialophora yegresii CBS 114405 is the source of this 1788-nucleotide messenger RNA. RefSeq lists its product as uncharacterized. Bases 1 to 1788 code for a protein of 595 amino acids. The record is from RefSeq and is a predicted model, not a curated record. Gene Ontology annotation, cellular component: nucleus. The transcript has 2 exons. Gene Ontology annotation, molecular function: ATP hydrolysis activity; DNA replication origin binding. Lineage: Eukaryota; Fungi; Ascomycota; Eurotiomycetes; Chaetothyriales; Herpotrichiellaceae. Gene Ontology annotation, biological process: cell division; mitotic DNA replication checkpoint signaling; DNA replication initiation.
AUGGCUGCUACAGUUCUUGGGAAGCGAUCUCGCAAGGUCCUUGAUGCAGAAGAUGUCGCCAAUGUACCUCCUUCUCCCAAGAGACGAACGCGACGCUCAGUACCUGAGAUAUAUGAAGAUGCAUCUCCAGAGCAAGGGACGAAUACAAGGCCCGUCACAACACGUAACAGACAGUCGAAGCGUACCGUUCGAGACAGUCCUGUAAAUCUUGUCGAGAAUGAUAUUCGACUCUCGGACGAAAACCUGCCGCCGUCCAAUGUCUCAACUCCAACAGCUGCUCGCUUUAAGGACGUCUUUGCUGUCGCCCCCAGUACCCCGAAGCACCGCGUCCGCCUUUCGGGUAGGCUCCUUACGCCUCAAUCGUUGCGAUCAUCUACACCAAAGUCACAAAAUGUGUAUUCCCGAGCUCGACAGUUGUUCACCCAUGCCAGUAAUGGAAAUAUUAUUGGACGAGAGGCAGAACGAAACCAUUUGAAGAAGUUCAUUUCCAAAGCCUUUGAAUCCAAAACUGGAGGCUGCACGUAUGUGAGCGGGCCGCCCGGCACUGGAAAAAGUGCACUUGUCCAGGAGAUCAUGCACGAAUCUUCAGAGCCACACGUCCGGACCGCCAUCGUCAACUGUGUCUCGUUAAAAUCUGCCAACGAUGUACUCGUCCAACUCAACAGCGCAUUCUGUUCAACCAAGGGCAAUGCCAAGUCAACCAAGACUAGCCUGGCAAAACUCUUCACGACCACAAAGGCGAACUCCAGCAUGUAUCUGGUGUUGCUUGACGAGAUUGACACGCUGCUCCAUGGUGACUGCGAUAUCUUGUACAACAUCUUCGAAUGGGCCAUGCAUCCCUCCUCAUGUCUCAUCCUGAUCGGCAUCGCCAAUGCUCUGGACCUGACCGAUCGGUUUCUGCCACGUCUGAAGCUGAGAAAUGUCAAACCACAAUUACUACCAUUCCUGCCGUACUCUGCACAGCAAAUUUCGACCAUCAUCUGCGAAAAGCUUCGUUCUCUUAUACCAGGUGGGACGGCCGGUGGGUCGGAAUUCAUCCCAUUGAUGCAUCCCGCAGCCGUUCAACUAGCUGGCAAGAAAAUUUCCUCUCAAACGGGUGAUCUGCGAAAGGCAUUCAGUCUGGUCCGUCGUGCUAUUGACCAGAUCGAACAAGAAACCUUGUUGAAGACGAAUCAGGAACAGAGUAUAACACCAACCAAAACAGCUCUCAGCGAAAUCCGCAAUAUGGGCUCAAGCAUCGGUACUCCAUCACCUUUCAAGGACCAGCGUUCGGUACUCGGACAGCUCACCUUUGAGACCGCACCAAGAGCGACAAUUGCACAUGUGGCCAAAAUUGCGGCAAGCAUUUUCAACAAUGGGACUAUUUCUCGUUUGAGCGGCCUCAACUUGCAACAGAAAGCAGUGCUAUGUUCGCUGGUGGCUUCUGAAAAUCGGCAGUUCCGCCGUGAUCCUUACACCACUCCUUCCAAGUCGUGGUCAAAAGUACCUACCGUAAAAGAGUUGUUCGAGAAAUAUGCUGCUUUGUGUAAGCGUGACGAAGGAUUGUUGCAACCGCUCAAGAACACUGAGUUUCGGGAUGUGGUGGCCAGCUUGGAGACUCUGGGAUUGGUGCAAGAAGCAUCCGGGCGAACGUCAAAGCUGCUCACCCCUACUAACACACCUUCUAGAUCUGGAAGAGGAGGAAUGGAUGACAAGCUGGUGGUAAGCGCUGUUUCAGAAAAGGAAAUGCGAGACAGCCUUACUGGGCCGGGCUCUGAUUUGCUUUUGAGAUUACUUGACGAAGAAUGA